Molecule: messenger RNA, 618 nt
Organism: Helianthus annuus (common sunflower)
Lineage: Eukaryota; Viridiplantae; Streptophyta; Magnoliopsida; Asterales; Asteraceae
Product: MICOS complex subunit Mic10
Exons: 3
Coding region: 142-414 (90 amino acids)
Cellular component (GO): mitochondrial inner membrane; mitochondrion; MICOS complex
Source: RefSeq, a predicted model, not a curated record
ACAGUUGAUAUCAUUUCAGCGGCUCGUUAUUUUCAUCGCGAAAACCCUCAUCGAUCCUGCUGAGGAGAAACGAAUCAAGUCACUUUUCUUUGAUUUGCAGAGAAACAAAGAUCCAAAAGGGAUCUAAAAUCAAUAAAAAAAAUGGGUGAAAAUAAAGAGAUUGAAACUCAAUAUGAUCUGAAUGCAAAGUGGGAUGCUUGUUUGGAUUUGGGUGUUCGUCGGUUCGUUUACUCUUCCGCUGCUGGUGCCUUUGCGGGUCUUCUUUUGUUCCGCUCUCCUGUUACACGGUGGGCAUCGAUUGCUUUUGGUGCUGGAGUGGGUAUUGGAUCUGCGUACUCAGAUUGCUCUCAGAAAUUUGACGGGUCAAGUCAAACUUCUUCCAGUGUUGCUGAGAUACCAGUUGCUAAGGACUAAAAAAGGAGUUGAGGAUUCAUGUAGAAGUGUUGAUGUUGAAUGCUCCAAGAGUCAACUGAAAUGGAUUUUGAUUGUGUGAAUUAGAAGAGUAAUAAUAGCGGCAAUGUCGUCUUGUUACAUUUAUUUACAUACAUAUGAUGUACACUUAAAAUGGUUUUGGCUUUUUGAAGUCAACAUGUUGUGUUUAAUCUGAUGUUUGGUAUA